Coccidioides immitis RS is the source of this 573-nucleotide messenger RNA. RefSeq lists its product as uncharacterized. Lineage: Eukaryota; Fungi; Ascomycota; Eurotiomycetes; Onygenales; Onygenaceae. The record is from RefSeq and is a predicted model, not a curated record. Bases 1 to 573 code for a protein of 190 amino acids. The transcript is spliced from 3 exons.
AUGCAUGCACUCACCAAUGCCGCCCACAGCCAAGCAUUUUGGUCAUGGCACUCCUCCGCACUGGAAGAUAGUAAGAAGGUGGAACCUACCAACAAGCGACGUGGUGCAGACGCAGGAGAGCUUUCAAUAACUACUCCGUACUCCAUAGCUGAGAGAUCGAUCGUCACCUAUCGAGGAAGAAGGCUCUCCCGUUUCACCAACCCUCCACCCAAACCCAAUCAGCGGUCCAGGCUGUUCCCCGAUUGCAGGGAAGGCUCCCAAGUCCGUGCCCCCAAGGGUCCCAAAAAUAAAUUUGACACGGCGGGGGCCGAGCAUGGAAAUGUUUUGGCGCGGCACGAUCAUCCACACCUUGGACGUCCCUGGAUCAAAGUAGUAAAAGGGGGGACCGACGAUCGGCCACGCGGCUGGGAUUGGAGGAAAAAGCAAAGAGAACGCAGAAACAAGACCGCGGGCCCCAGCACUAUGAAGAUGACAGCUCAUUUUACCCGAUUGGCUAUGAAUUCUCUGGUAAUUUAUCUGGCGUCGUUCCCGACCACACUUGAGUCUUUGGACGGCCUGUGCGGCCGUGCGUAG